Peromyscus eremicus (cactus mouse) is the source of this 785-nucleotide messenger RNA. RefSeq names its product vesicle associated membrane protein 7 (gene Vamp7). The transcript is spliced from 7 exons. Gene Ontology annotation, cellular component: SNARE complex; membrane. The record is from RefSeq and is a predicted model, not a curated record. Gene Ontology annotation, biological process: vesicle fusion; exocytosis. Gene Ontology annotation, molecular function: SNAP receptor activity; SNARE binding. NCBI's taxonomy places the organism in Eukaryota, Metazoa, Chordata, Mammalia, Rodentia, Cricetidae. Bases 6 to 668 code for a protein of 220 amino acids.
AAGUCAUGGCCAUUCUUUUUGCUGUUGUUGCCAGGGGAACUACUAUCCUUGCCAAACAUGCUUGGUGUGGAGGAAACUUCCUGGAGGUGACAGAGCAGAUUCUGGCUAAGAUACCCUCUGAAAAUAAUAAACUAACUUACUCACAUGGCAAUUAUUUGUUUCAUUACAUCUGCCAAGACAGGAUUGUGUAUCUUUGUAUCACUGAUGAUGAUUUUGAGCGUUCUCGAGCCUUCAGUUUUCUGAAUGAAGUAAAGAAGAGGUUCCAGACUACUUAUGGUUCAAGAGCACAGACUGCUCUUCCAUAUGCCAUGAAUAGCGAGUUCUCAAGUGUUUUGGCUGCACAACUGAAGCAUCACUCUGAAAAUAAAGGACAAGACAGAGUGAUGGAGACUCAAGCACAAGUGGAUGAACUGAAAGGAAUCAUGGUCAGAAACAUAGAUUUGGUUGCUCAACGUGGAGAAAGAUUGGAAUUACUGAUAGAUAAAACAGAAAACCUUGUGGAUUCAUCUGUAACUUUCAAAACUACCAGCAGAAAUCUUGCUCGAGCCAUGUGUAUGAAGAAUAUCAAGCUUACUAUCAUCAUCAUCAUCGUAUCAAUUGUGUUCAUCUAUAUCAUUGUAUCACCUCUCUGUGGUGGGUUUACAUGGCCAAGCUGUGUGAAGAAAUAAGAAAGUUACCAUUAACCAAGGAUACAAGUGUAAAAGGAGAUAAAGGCAAUUCAUGUGACUCAGGCUUUUCACUACUCUCAGAAAAUAUCUGCCAGUUUCUUUAAUCUUCUUUUCACU